AUGGCUCAACACACUGACAUAGCGCGCUCUGCGAUCAUGAGUUGUGCUUCAUCUCCUGACCUGUCGCGCCACACUCACCAUAAUAUUAAUAAUACCAGAGCAAAACCCAACGGGGUCACAUCCAACGGGAUCUAUGGCAACUAUAAGCCGGGACCCGGGAAAGACGCGUCUCUUAUGCCUCCUCCGAGGUCUGUUGCCGGUCGAGCGCUAGGGAACGACCUGCAUUCCGAUGUCCACAGGGGAUCGCAGGCAUCCAAGGACGGUGUCGGGUUCGCCCUAACAGACACUCCGGUUUCUACCGCUCCCUCGUCUCCACAAUUUGUCGCUACUCCAUCUCAGGCUUCAACUCCAGGUCGUGUUCGUGCCACAACUCUUGACAUCCCAGGUCUGACCAAGUCCAAGGUCUCUCCCGAUGGCAAGAUCGCUCAGGGCGACCUCGGCUCGAAGCUGGUCAUUGUCAUGGUCGGUCUGCCGGCCCGUGGCAAGAGUUAUGUCACCAAAAAGUUAGCCCGUUACUUGAACUGGCUGCAGCACGAUACAGAAAUCUUCAACGUUGGAGAGCGUCGUCGCGUUGCUGCAGGCAAGUCCCCUUCUCCCGCUGGACGUCCCGGUCAUCGAAAUAGCUCCGUCCAUAAUGAGCUCAUUGAUUCGGUACGACGCCUCAGCGUCAGCGUCGGUGCCAUGAGUACUGGCAAUAAUGAUGUCUCCCCCCCGAACCCUGCGACCAUCUCUCCUCCGGAGCUCGAUCACGGACUGCCACCUCCGAUCAUCCCCGCCAAGAUUCUCGUCAACGGUCAAGAAGAGGCGGUGCCUUCGUUGCAGGACGGGAACACCAUUGUUCCGUCCAUCAGGGCCGGACCUCUGGAAAUCCGCGAAGCAUCCCCAGAGCCUAUCGAUCAGUCUGCAAGUUUCUUCGAUCCUCAAAACCAGAUGGCCGUGAAGCUCAGAGAGCAGGUCGCCCUGGAUACUCUCGACGAACUGCUCGACUACAUCCUCGACCAGGGUGGCAGUGUGGGCAUCCUGGAUGCGACCAACAGCACACUCGAACGCCGCAAAGCUGUUGUGGAACACAUCCGUAAUCGUGCUGGACCGGAGCUCGGUGUAUUGUUCCUCGAGAGCAGCUGUGUGGACCCUGUGCUGCUGGAAGCCAACAUGCGCCUGAAGCUCUCUGGUCCUGACUACAAAGACCAGGAUCCGGUCAAGUCUUUGGAGGAUUUCAAAAAGCGGGUGGCUCUGUACGAACAGUCUUAUGUUCCCCUCGGGGAUUAUGAAGAAUCCAAUAACAUGCCGUACAUUCGCAUGGUGGAUGUCGGGCGCAAGAUUGUGUCGCAUCAAACCCACGGCUUCCUCUCCUCGCAGGUCGUGUAUUACCUGCUCAACUUUAACCUCUCUCCCCGUCAGAUCUGGAUCACCCGACACGGCGAGAGUCAGGACAAUCAACUUGGGCGCAUUGGCGGCGACUCCAAGCUGAGCGAAAACGGCCAUCGAUAUGCCAAGGCGCUGACGCGGUUUAUUGAUCACCAGCGAACCCAGUGGGAGUUGUACCAACGACAAAAGGACAUGCUUGUGCAGCUCCCUCCGCGUGCCGGUGACAGCACUCCUCCUAAUCCAUCGUACAUUCCUCGCGAUCGACCUCGCAAUUUCUGCGUGUGGUGCUCGAUGAUGCAGCGCACGGUGCAGACAGUCGAUUACUUCAAUGAGGACGAGUAUGACGUGAAGCAGAUGAAGAUGCUUGACGAGCUAUAUGCGGGCAAGAUGGAGGGAAUGACUUACGACGAGAUCCGCCAGAGGUUUCCCGACGAGUAUGCGACCCGCAAGAAGAACAAGCUGUACUAUCGGUACCCUGGGCCCGGUGGCGAGGGAUACCUGGACGUGAUCAACCGGCUCCGUGCCGUGAUUAUCGAGGUGGAGCGAAUGACGGACCAUGUACUGCUGGUGACGCACCGCUCGGUGGCACGCGUUCUUCUGGCUUACUUCCGUGGGCUGAAGCGGGACGAAGUUGCCGACCUGGACGUGCCUUUGGGCAUGUUGUACAUGUUGGAGCCCAAGCCUUAUGGAGUGGAGUUCAAGGCGUAUCGUUACAACCCGACGACCGACUGGUUCGACUACAUUCCGGAUUUCGAGCUCCGCCAGGCUACCACGCACCAUUAG
Aspergillus ochraceoroseus IBT 24754 is the source of this 2151-nucleotide messenger RNA. Its product is annotated as 6-phosphofructo-2-kinase PFK26. NCBI's taxonomy places the organism in Eukaryota, Fungi, Ascomycota, Eurotiomycetes, Eurotiales, Aspergillaceae. The transcript is spliced from 2 exons. Bases 1 to 2151 code for a protein of 716 amino acids. Gene Ontology annotation, cellular component: cytosol. The record is from RefSeq and is a predicted model, not a curated record. Gene Ontology annotation, biological process: fructose 2,6-bisphosphate metabolic process; fructose metabolic process. Gene Ontology annotation, molecular function: 6-phosphofructo-2-kinase activity; ATP binding.